UGCUUGCCUCGGACAAUGAGAAUGAUGUAAAGCAUGUUAAAGGUUGGAACGAAGGAAGAAAAACCGUUCUCACGAGUGGCCUGCAAAUUUGGUAAACGCCGGUAUGAAAAGUUUUUUUUCACCAAGGCGAUGGCAUCGUUGGAAUAAACCGCGGGAGAGCUCAGCCGAGUCGUUAAAAUCGCCGAUGUCCAUUGAGCAGACAUUAAUAGCGGCGAGGGUUGAAAUUGUUCGGCAGUAAUGCAUACGAAUGUAAAGCUUUUUGCCCGACGAGGAAACGUAAGAAACGUGAGACGUGUUCGAACUUACUAUCAACGUUCGUUGAGCCAGCCGAACGAAACCGUGCAAACGGUUUGGCCGGUUUUCGAGGCAGAGGUUCGUUGAACCUUGGUUCAAGGGAUUGAUCGUGUAUGGCUACCGAACGUGUCGUGUGUGCGCAAACAAUCAUUGAUCUGUGACGCUUGCGGCCGCCUACACAUUACAUGUAUCUAGCUCGAGCUCGAAACGAAAGAGCGCCGCUUAGAUCGAAGAAGGGAACACCUCUGUUAUCACUUUCACCAGCUACGAAUUAUUUUACAAACGAUUUCUGGGCCAAGGUGGGAAUGAUUAGUACUCAGAAAAAGUAAAUCUUUAUUGGAAAGAUUUGCGUGGAUCCGCUCCUGUUGUACGCCACUACCACCUCAGCUCAGCAUCGUCAUCACCAUCUCCCUGGCUCCUCCGUAACGGAUAGGCUUCACCUCCAGAACGGAACUCCAGUCUGCUUCCAGUUUCUCCCUCGAGAAUGCUUGUUGACUUAGUCGGAGUUGGGCUCCCACAACGCGCGCUUCGCGGCCACUCCAUUGACCUGUCCCCCCAUCAGAGAACUGAUCCAUGCUCUGACAGAAAAUUUCAUUCAUUGUCGAGGAUAUAUCGCGACUCACGGCUUGCACGUAGCAUCUCGUUGACCCUCGUUGCAUUUAAUUGUUUCAAGCGAAAAGAAAUAUUCUCCAAGGACGCAAAACACUGACUCUUGAGGUUACUCCGCAAUUGUGUUUGACAAUUUUGCUGCGUGUAACUGAUAAAUGUAAUUGGAGUAAAAGGGAAGUGAGGAAGAAAUGUGUGGCAAGCAGUAUCGUUGAGAUAUCGAAGACAGACAAUGAUCGACACUUGAAAAAGGUUUAUUGAUCAAAUACGAAAUCGCUCGGUUGUAAUCAAUGUUGCAUCGAUUACAGUAACAGUGCACGGUGAUACUGGUUUUUACGGUUUUACUCCGGUUCUACUCGUUCGGUCUAUGCUUCACUCUACUUACGGCUGACCCUGUUCAUAAUAAUUAAUGGUGUUAGACUCCGUGAAUGCCUGUGGACUGGUCAUGCUUGGCUCUCGUAGAUAAUACGCUGCGGUUUUGUUUGCUUUCGUUGGCAAUUGAAAUUUAUUUUUAAAAGUCGUACGUGUCCACGGUGAAACGUUUGCUUAAAAAAAAAUUGCGGUGAUCAGUGUAAUUUGAAAAAUUACCUAUUUACUCUGCUAGAUAGAAACGUUACUACUUUCUUCACUUGUUAUCCCUAUGUUUGCACUGUGUUUAAAUUUGUAGCAAAAACUUCAAAAGCGCGAGGAAAUUAGAAAUGUUUGACUUACAUUCGAGCGGCUAGUUGGUCAGCUUUUCAUUUGUGUAAGAAGAAAAGUGUGUGGUGGUAUCGCUGAAAGGAAAGAGAGGCGGGCGCAUAAGGAUGCGCUUACGCAGGAAACGGUGCAUGUCCCGGUGACGCUACAGAAAGCUUGCGAGCUAUACAGAGAGCCACACAGAGAUAAGGACGGAAGUACGGAUGACGCGAUGAGACUGAGCCCGAUUAUCCUGUCGUGGGCCACGGCGAGCUGGCUCGGUCCAACCGGAACUACGGCGAUACGAGCUGAAGCCUCGAGGGAUUACGAGCUGUCGACGGAAUUCUUCCUGGUACCUAGCGACGUGGCGAUGGACAGGAACGGCCUCGCUAGCGUGGCCAGUGUCAUCAGCGUUCCAGCGCCGAACAGGACGGUUUCGGUGUUCAAAGUGCCUCCUGGGAAGAAGAAGAGCCAGGAGAUCGAGACCGAUGCCCGACCGUAUUCGAGAUCCUUGCUCAGACAACGACCCUGGGCUCUUCCUCUGGCGGCCCUCAGCGCAGCCACGAUGCUCCUCAUGGCUGGCUUCGAGGUUUUCGUACUGCUCAAGGCAAGGGUCACCGCGCCGAACAGACGACAUUUAUUUCUGGGCCAGGCUCUACUCUUGGGCCUUUUCCUCCUGGCGGGACUCUCCGCAGCAGCAUCCCUCAGCCAAAACCCGCUGUCCUGCGCUGCAUUUCGAUUAGUCGGCCUGCCCGCUGCUCUUGUGUUUGCAGCGUUGCUGGUCAAAUGCGUGUUCCUGCUCUCGUUGAAUAGCGGCGUUUAUCUACCAGCGCCUUACCAGGCACUGGUAUUGGGAUUCGCCGUACUCGUGCAAGUAGCUAUCAUUGGACAAUGGUUUUACGGCGAGCCACCUACCGUGGUUCAGACACAAAAUGCAGGACAAAACUCGCCAAUGUCCUGUUGCAAAACCCCCCUUGGACAGAUAGUGGCUUCCCUCGGGUAUCCGGGCGCGCUGCUGGUCGCGGUGGCUUGUUUAGCAGUUCGAGCACGAGGCGUUCGUGACAACAACCGGGAAGCGGCGUUUAUCGGCCUGGCUGUUGGUUUAUCGCUUCCGAUUUGGAUAUCGAGCGCGAUCGGCUCGGUAGCCGCCUCGGCGGAGAGCGACAGAGAGGCCUGGCUAGCUUAUGGUUUAUUGACUACUUCCCUUCUUGUGUUCCUGACGAUGUUCCUGCCGAAGGGUCGGCAGUUAGCUGCCCUCGGCCGAGAAGCUUCCGCAACGGUGAUCCGCGAUCGGGACGAUGCUUUGAGCUCGCUUCCUGGCAGCGGUUACUCGCCCUCCUUCUUCCACUUCAAGCCGACUGAGGCUUCUUUAAAGAGGAAGAUGCAUUAUCACAGCGGUGAUCGCGUGGCAUUAGUUUCAUCCGCUAUACCUGGAUGCACUGCCUGCAGGCACGGUGGAAGCCCCAUAUACUCUGACGAUGUUCACGGCCCAAUGGAGACGUUCGUCUUACCACCGGGCAUGUAUCUGAGGCCAGAAGACGCAGGAAACCUGUACACAACUCUAUCGGCAAAUCCGAAUGUAUUUUUUCAACGAGCAACCCAUCCCGGGAUGAUGUAUUGAUAAUUCUGAUAUAUAUAUAUAUAUAUAUAUAUACUUUCAAAUUAAAAGUGAUAUUCGAUAAGGGAACUGCUUUCCGCGUUCUUAUUGUUAGAUUAGAUAAUCAGAAAACGGCGGACUUUGUUUUCUGCUCGCUUCUUUUAUUACUGUAAAUAACAAUAAUCGAUCGAGAUCUUUUUAUUAGCGUCCCACGAUAGGAGGCUACGCUCGAUUAUUUCGAUAACAAAUCAAACUAUAACAGCCGGAGACGAAGUGAAAAUUAUAAUAAAGGUACGAUCCAUUCCUUUUUUUUUUUAUUAGUCUCCUUUUCUUAUUUAUCGUUAUACCUUCGUUAUUCAGCAAUAUCCACAAAGAGGAUUAUAAAUAGUGCCAUCGAUCAUGGCUUGGCAACGCAUUUUGAACAAUGUGCGAUUUAAGAUAUGCUUGUUAAUAGCUGGAGAGAAGAAAGAGGUGAUUCUACGUUGAUAAAACUGUUGUUAUUAAUACUCUGCACUGUAUUAAAAAUCCCAUUUGCGCGCCGUAAUGUGCAAGAAACGGCAACGACGAGAAAUAUUUGCAAAGUGUAUUAAAGAUAUUUCUUCAU
This is a messenger RNA of Frieseomelitta varia, 3776 nucleotides long. RefSeq lists its product as uncharacterized. NCBI's taxonomy places the organism in Eukaryota, Metazoa, Arthropoda, Insecta, Hymenoptera, Apidae. Gene Ontology annotation, molecular function: group II metabotropic glutamate receptor activity. The record is from RefSeq and is a predicted model, not a curated record. Bases 1808 to 3196 code for a protein of 462 amino acids. Gene Ontology annotation, cellular component: membrane. Gene Ontology annotation, biological process: regulation of synaptic transmission, glutamatergic; G protein-coupled glutamate receptor signaling pathway. The transcript is spliced from 9 exons.